Messenger RNA from Poecilia reticulata (guppy), 2452 nucleotides. It is a transcript of the gene cd99l2, whose product is annotated as CD99 molecule-like 2. NCBI's taxonomy places the organism in Eukaryota, Metazoa, Chordata, Actinopteri, Cyprinodontiformes, Poeciliidae. The record is from RefSeq and is a predicted model, not a curated record.
AGGUAGCAGGAAGUGGCCCAAUGUGGGUGUGUCAGUGAGUGCGGCACUCAAAGGUUUCUGCCUAGUCGGCUUUAUUUUAAAGCGAAGAAAAUACCGUUAUUUCAGCUGAAUUUAGUCCGCAAGUCAUGCUGACCUUUCGCUCUGUGUGGACCCUGUGUGUCCUGGCGCUCCUGCUGCCGCUUGGAGUCCUGUCUCAGUUCGACUUCGAUCUGAGUGAUGCUCUGGAUGAUGAGAACGUUAAGCCAUCCUCUGUUAGACCAAAGCCAGAAGCACCAACUCGAGGAAUAGAACAAGCUACAGUAACAACUACAACCAUCAAAGUCCCAGUAAAGGUCAAGCCAAAGCUCCCUACAAGCACUGCAGUGUCAAAGAAGACCAAACCCAAGUCAACUGGACAAGAUUUUGAUCUGGCAGAUGCCUUGGAUCAAAACCAGAAGCCAGGAGGAGGAUUUUCUGACAGUGAUCUGGAGGGUGUGAGCAACGAUAACACCUACAAACCCGACAAAGGAAAAGGAGGAUAUAAAAAAGAAGACACCAAUCUGAGUUCCCAUGAUGAAAACAGUGAGGUCACUGCAGAGGUCGGCACCAUUGCUGGAAUUGCCAGUGCCGUUUGCAUGGCGCUGGUGGGGGCCAUCACCAGCUACAUAAGCUACCAGAAGAAGAAAUUGUGCUUCAGUAUACAACAGAGCCUGAAUGUUGACAUUAAUAAGGCUGAAAUCCCAGAGGGAGUGGUGGCAACUGAACCUCAAGCACAACAGACUCUUUUGGAACAACCAAAGUCUGGACCACCUUGUGACGAGAACACAGUUUAGGAGCCAGUCAGUCACUGAGUCAGUCACAUUUCAGCUGUCCUUUCAUCCACAUGUAGCGUACUAAUAUAUAAACAUAGCAAAUUCCAAGUUUGUACCAUGUUAUAGGCUUUGUAACGGCGCUUUUCUAAGCUAUAAACUCCUGUUUACACUACUGAGCAUUUCAUGUUAGAAGUAGAACCACUCAAAUUCAAAUCAGCAUCUCUCAUUUGUGUAUGAAUUCCAUUUAGUGUUUUAAUGAGGUUUGCAUUAGAAAAAAUGCACAUUUUGGAAUGUAGUCUGUAGAAAGUGAGUCUGUAGUUUGUCUCAGUGCUGACCAGUGAAUGACCAACAGGUUCUGUAGUUUAUUCAGAGCUCAGAUCAGCGCCAUGCCUCGCUGAGUACAGAAACGUUUUAGAAUUUUUGAUGGUGGAAAUGAUUUCUUUCUGUUAAUGUCACAUUCUGACACGUGUAGCUAAACUGCAAAACUAUUUAAAUUACUUUUGUUUAUUUCUCUUGCAAGUUUAGAAGUGUGUACCUGACUAGUGUUUUUACUAAAAUGUGAUGGAUUUACUGGCUUGGCUGCAAGGGGCAGCAGUUGGUAGCAAUGUUGCCUUGCAGCAAGAGAAGGUCCUUGUUUUGAAUCCCGGUCUAAACUCAAUUUACAAUUAUAUGAGCAUAUUGUGGCAUGCUGUAAAAUCAUCUCUUCUAAUCUGAAAAUGUGGUGCAGAAGGAAUUAAGAAAAGGUUUUACAAAGGCUUAGAUAUGAGUUUAUACUUUUAUCUUAUACACUAAAAUCUGAAACUACUUCACACACUGUUGUCUUUGAGAUUCAGGCAUUUUUGUUCUGACUGCAGUUAUGUGAAUAUUAGGAAAUGUCAGCAUUACUACAGUCCCAGACCAGAUGGGAUGAGAUGUUUUCUUUAUAAGAUAUAAUAUGACCGUCGCUCCUGGUCACAUGAUGACCUCUGUUCGCUCCACACGCCUGGAUUCAAGUCAACACACACACAACUCAUUUCUAAUUCUGGAAAUGUCAUUUAGUGACCUUCACUUACUGCUUUGACCAAUUGUUACUCAAAAAAAAAAAAAUCACUUCACUUGUGAUGCCUCUUCAGUGCCUGUUCUAGACAUGAAUGCUUCUUUCUGCAAAUCAAAUGAUUUGAAACGUAUCACUUCUCUGAAUGUCAACAUUAUGUCCAGAUCAGAAAUGUGAAAAGCUGCUGCUUGAGUUAGACUUUAACCGUAGUUAGAUCUGUUUGUGUGCUUUGUACUUCUGCUGUUAUAAUGCUGUAUCUAACUGAGACUGUUCCUUUAUACUCUCUGCUGCAUGUUUUUCUCUAUGUGUGUUUACUGUUAGCCAUUGUAACAAAAGAGACAUCCUUUGUCGGUUGUAGGGUUUUGACAUAAUGUGGACUUUACCAGAUUUUCAAUUACUCAAGGUAAUCCUAGGGGAACCAAACCAAAUUUUCUAAAUUAAAAAAAAUGCAUAUCUCAGUACUAAAACCCUAGAAUUUAAAGGACGUGUGCUUUUUUUUACCGUGACUUUUUCACAAUAUUGAACUCUGCUUAAGAUGUGCCAGUUAACUGACUUAACUUGAAUUAUUAUUAUAUGUACUCCAGUUGUCUCCAACAUGAACUAGUAAAAUAAAGAAUUGAUAAAGAGA